UUGGAUAUGUAUUUUUAAACACAUUGGAUUUUUUUAUAAUAUCAUUCGUUACGGCAAUUGCAUGAUUUCAAACUCCCACAGACGUAUAAAGCAGCGAAAUACGAAGCUUAUUGGUUAUAAAAAUUCCCGCCAAAAUGUCAACUGUCAGUAGAGCCACUAUGUUUUCAUGUGUUACAAACACACGUUAAACGUUUCUCAAUUCAAAAAAUACUUUAAAUACAUACUCAGUUUUUUUUUAAUAAUAUACAACAUUUAAUACAAAUAAAACACUGUAACACGGUUAAAUAGAAUUGUGGUAUCAGUGAUUACUGUUAUUACUUUUUAAGAAACAAUAGGAUCUCGGUUCUCUGAACUUCAUGUGGUGUGAUUUUAUAACUAUUCGUGUGAAAUGCAAGUCUAAGUUUAUUUAUUGACCAAUUGCUUGAAUUUUUAACUAAUAAGCAAUGGAUGUAGCAGACACAUACGCGACGCAAAGUCAGGUUAAAGAUGAGGUUGGAGUCCGAUGCCAAAAGCUGUUCCAAGAUUUCUUAGAAGAAUUCAAGGAAGACAAUGAACUUAAAUACGAGAAACAUGCUAAAGAACUACUAAAGCCAGAGCUAAGCACAUUGGAAGUCAGUUUUGAUGAUGUUGAGAAAUACAACCAGAAUCUUGCUACAACAAUCAUUGAAGAAUAUUACAGGAUAUACCCAUUUUUAAAUCAAGCUAUAUUGAACUACGUAAUAAGCCUUGCUGAUAGUGGUACAAAAAAAGAACUCCAAGACAAGGAAUGUUACAUAUCAUUUGUGGAUGUCCCAACAAGGCAUAAAGUCCGGGAAUUGACAACAGCCAAAAUCGGUACACUAAUUAGAAUCUCUGGACAGAUUGUAAGGACACAUCCUGUCCAUCCCGAGCUUGUUCUGGGCACUUUUGUAUGUUUAGAUUGUCAAACAGUUAUAAAAAAUGUGGAGCAACAAUUCAAGUACACACUUCCAACAAUAUGCCGUAACCCAGUUUGCGCCAAUCGACGUCGGUUCAUGUUGGAUGCGGACAAAAGCGUGUUUGUAGACUUCCAAAAGAUCCGCAUACAAGAAACGCAGGCGGAACUGCCGCGUGGAUGCAUUCCCAGGUCACUGGAGGUCAUACUUAGAGCUGAGGCUGUGGAGUCUGUGCAGGCUGGAGACCGAUAUGACUUUACAGGAACACUGAUAGUGGUGCCAGAUGUGGGUGCUCUAUCAUUACCUGGAGCUAAAGCUGAACUUACCACACGUACAAGACAAGCCAAUGAGGGACAGAUGGAGGGGAUUAAAGGGCUGAAGGCUUUGGGUGUAAGGGAGUUACACUACAAGACAGCAUUUCUGGCAUGCAGUGUUCAAGCCAUAUCCCGCAGGUUCGGCACGGCUGAUAUUGCAGCUGACGAUCUCACCACUGAAGAUAUGAGGAAACAGAUGACUGACAAGGAAUGGGAUAAGGUGUACGAAAUGUCCCGCGACCGCAACCUAUACAACAAUCUGAUCGCGAGCUUGUUCCCGAGCAUCCACGGCAACAACGAGGUCAAGCGAGGCAUACUGCUCAUGCUUUUUGGCGGCGUCGCUAAAACUACUAUGGAAGGGACGACGCUUCGAGGCGACAUAAACGUGUGCAUAGUGGGCGAUCCGAGUACAGCCAAGUCACAACUACUGAAGCAAGUGAGCGAAAUAACGCCGCGUGCUGUUUAUACUAGCGGGAAGGCUUCGUCGGCUGCCGGUCUCACUGCUGCUGUGGUCAAGGAUGAAGAGUCGUUCGACUUUGUCAUUGAAGCGGGUGCGUUGAUGUUGGCGGACAACGGCGUGUGUUGCAUUGACGAAUUCGACAAGAUGGACCCCGCCGACCAGGUCGCCAUCCACGAGGCCAUGGAGCAGCAGACCAUAUCUCUUGCCAAGGCGGGGGUCCGCGCAACGCUGAACGCCCGCACAUCAAUACUGGCGGCCGCCAAUCCCAUCGGCGGGCGAUAUGACCGCGCCAAGUCUUUGCAACAAAACUUGGCUUUGAGUGCGCCUAUCAUGUCCCGAUUCGACCUGUUCUUCAUACUCAUUGAUGAAGCCAGUGAGAUGUUAGACUAUGCUAUUGCACGGAAGAUUGUCGAUUUACAUUGCAAUAAAGAAGAGACAUAUGAUUGUGUGUACAGUAGAGAAGAUUUGCUGCGGUAUAUUGCGUUUGCGAGGUCCUUCAAGCCACUGAUUACAGAGGAGGCGGGCAAGUUACUGGUGGAGUACUACUCGUCGCUGCGAGCGCGUGAGGCGGGCGCGGCGUGCCGCGUGACGGUGCGCCAGCUCGAGUCGCUGGUGCGGCUCGCCGAGGCACUCGCCAAGAUGCACUGCUCCUCGCACGUAGCACCCAACCAUGUGCACGAGGCUUACAGGUUGCUCAACAAAUCCAUAAUAAGAGUGGAGCAACCAGAUAUAUACUUAGAUGAAGAUGAGCCGCAAUACGAGCCCAGCAUGGAUGUCGACCAAGAGAUACCCAAUGGUACUGCUGAAACACCAGCGACCGGCGACUCAGGUCCUAAAAAGAAGUUGGCUUUAUCAUUCGAAGAGUACAAGUCUCUCAGUAACAUGUUAGUUGUGUUUAUGAGGAAAGAAGAGGCGGAAGCUGAGACGAGAGGGGAAGAGAGUUCGGGAAUGAAAAAAAGCGCUGUUGUAAGCUGGUACUUAGAACAGUUGGUUGCACAGGGGCAUAUUGAAAGUGAAGACGAAUUGCUCGAAAGGAAGACGCUUGUCGAAAAAGUUAUCGACAGACUAAUGUAUCAUGAUCAGGUUAUAAUACCUCUAUCGACCACUGGGUUAAAGAGCACGCAGAAAUCCGCCGACCAAGAGGUAGAAGACGAUCCUUUGUUGGUGGUGCAUCCCAACUAUGUCGUCGAUACAUGAACAUUCCGUCGUCUUAACUACUUUUUCUAAUAAACUUUUAUAUGUGUCAA
Manduca sexta (tobacco hornworm) is the source of this 2935-nucleotide messenger RNA. It is a transcript of the gene Mcm6, whose product is annotated as DNA replication licensing factor Mcm6. Gene Ontology annotation, molecular function: single-stranded DNA binding; single-stranded 3'-5' DNA helicase activity; ATP binding. Gene Ontology annotation, biological process: DNA replication initiation; mitotic DNA replication; double-strand break repair via break-induced replication. The record is from RefSeq and is a predicted model, not a curated record. NCBI's taxonomy places the organism in Eukaryota, Metazoa, Arthropoda, Insecta, Lepidoptera, Sphingidae. Bases 444 to 2885 code for a protein of 813 amino acids. Gene Ontology annotation, cellular component: MCM complex; nucleus. The transcript has 14 exons.